AUGGGCACUCGCGGGGCCUACGCGCUGGUGGACACCACGCCCGCCAAGACCAUCCUGGUGUACCGCAACGGGGACCAGUUCUUCGUGGGCCGCAAGUUCGUGCUGGCGCGGCGGCGCGUGACCACUUUCGAGGCGCUGCUGGAGCAGCUGACGGAGCAGGUGGAGGUGCCGGUGGGUGUGCGGCGCCUGUACACACCCACGCGUGGGAGUCAGGUGCUCGAGUUGGAGGCGCUGCAGUCCGGCGGCAAGUACGUGGCCGCAGGCCGCGAGCCCUUCAAGAAGCUCGAUUAUAUUCAUAUAGUUCCCAGAAAACCUGAAAAGAUGAGAAAGUUGAAGGAAAUCAAACCGGUGGUACACUGUGAUAUCAGUGUGCCUUCCAGGUGGCAAACGUGUCAUCGUCUGUGCCGACACAUAAAUGUUUUCACAAAUGGACAAUUAUUUACUCCACCCGUACGGAUUAUCAUACCCAAGUUCAGUCUGAUGGAAUGGAAUAACGUGCUGGCCACGAUUGGAGAGAAGGUCUUCCCUCUGGGGGGCGUGCGAAAAUUGUUUACAAUGAACGGGCACAUUUUGGACAACUCAAAGGAUUUGCAAGACAACCAUUUUUAUGUGGCGGCAGGACUGGAGACCUUCAAAUACUUCCCUUACUGGCAGUGCCCCAAGGUCCCCACUGAGGUCCAACAAAAGUACAUGGACAUCGAGAAAUACUCACAAAGAAAGAAAAAAGGGGACCCCAAAGGAAAAGAACCUCACAGACAGGACGGCACUGCACCUAAAGCACAGGAUUCUGUCUUUUACGCCAAAGAAGAAAAGAAGGAAACAGUGGGAGAGCCUUUAGUCCACAGCGGUGCAGAAGAUGACGUGUAUAAAGCCCAGACUCCUAACAUGGAAACCCAAGGGGCACCAGAAGUUAAGGAGGCCCAGGACGUGCAGGUGGAGGUGCCUGUGGACCAGGUACCAGCUGAGACAGUUAAAGAAGAUGACCAGAUACUCAGUAACGACCCUGGUUCUGAAAGCAACAAGAAGGCCGAUUGCUUUGUGAUGUUAGGUGUUCUGGUCACCGGGUACAAGAGGGCAGACAUGUGCAGCUCUGUGAGGUCCACACUCCAUCUGCUUCCAGCAUGA
Molecule: messenger RNA, 1125 nt
Organism: Rhinolophus ferrumequinum (greater horseshoe bat)
Lineage: Eukaryota; Metazoa; Chordata; Mammalia; Chiroptera; Rhinolophidae
Gene: DCDC2C
Product: doublecortin domain containing 2C
Exons: 10
Coding region: 1-1125 (374 amino acids)
Biological process (GO): intracellular signal transduction
Cellular component (GO): microtubule; microtubule organizing center
Source: RefSeq, a predicted model, not a curated record